Molecule: messenger RNA, 576 nt
Organism: Pyrenophora tritici-repentis Pt-1C-BFP
Lineage: Eukaryota; Fungi; Ascomycota; Dothideomycetes; Pleosporales; Pleosporaceae
Source: RefSeq, a predicted model, not a curated record
AUGGUUUGCAACGGACCCAAAUACAAGCCGUGGAAUGGGCGACACCGUGAACAAGCAGCCAACGAGGCCGAACAAUGGGCCCGUCAAGACCGAGCAAACGCGGCGUACGACCGCCUCUAUGAAAGUUACGGCUGUAACAUUCCCGCCGGCUACUACCUCAACAUGACGGGUAGCCAUAUCAAGAUCUUGAAAAAUGGUAUGAGAAGCCAUGUCACAGACGAUGAGCGCAUCGGCCCUCCCGGCACCAUUUGGGUGCCCACGAUUCCGUUAGGCAAGGAUGGAGAGGCGUUCAGCUGGGAACGUCACGCCGAGCAAUAUAAAGACCUAGAUGAGUACUCGUCAGUCAUGCAAGUCCAAGUUGGCUUCAACGAGCUUGGAUACGAGUUGGAUGAAACCGGCCGAACUUGGAGGGCGUUCCAGCUGCAGAAGCUGACGCUUGGGAAGCAAGGCGAUGUCCUGGUAUAUUACGUGGAACCGUCGACCACGCAUGACAGGACACGCGAAUACUAUCGGCAAGCGGCGGACGGCACCUAUACGAUAGUGCCACCAAAUCCCGCCCCUGGCUCUUCCGUUUGA